Camellia sinensis is the source of this 1007-nucleotide messenger RNA. RefSeq names its product putative glutathione S-transferase. Gene Ontology annotation, molecular function: glutathione transferase activity. Gene Ontology annotation, cellular component: cytoplasm. Gene Ontology annotation, biological process: glutathione metabolic process. NCBI's taxonomy places the organism in Eukaryota, Viridiplantae, Streptophyta, Magnoliopsida, Ericales, Theaceae. The record is from RefSeq and is a predicted model, not a curated record.
CCUCCCCAAAAUACUAAUAGAAAAAUAUGGCAUCGGAAAUUCUACGACGACUUUGAACGGCCAUGCCAUCUAUAAAUAACCUCUUCUCAUUGGCAUAAAAACAAACACCUUAAACCCACCGUCCUUCUCUUUUCUUCAUUCAAUCUUUGAUCUUCAUCAUCAUCAAUGGCGGACCAACUCAUUCUCUUGGGCACCUGGAUUAGCCCUUACUCAACGAGGGUGAAAAUUGCCUUGGCUGAGAAAGGGGUAGAUUAUGAAUUCAGGGAAGAGGACCUCACCAACAAGAGUCCACUGCUCUUGAAGACGAACCCUAUCAACAAGCAAAUCCCAGUGUUGAUCCACAACGGCAAACCGGUGUGCGAAUCACUCAUCAUUGUUCAGUACAUUGAUCAAGUCUGGAAUCACAAAUCUCCAUUGUUGCCUUCUGAUCCUCACCAGCUAGCUCAAGCCAGGUUCUGGGCUGAUUAUGUUGACAAGAAGGUGUAUAGUGCUGCGAGGCAGCUAAUGUUUUCCACAGGUGAAACCCAAGAAACGGCGAAGAAUGACUUCAUAGGGUGCUUAAAGGUGUUGGAAGGAGAACUUGGAGACAAGCCUUACUUCGGAGGAGAGACCUUUGGCAUUGUGGAUGUGGCAUUGAUUCCAUCCUAUAGCUUUUUCUUUGCAUACGAGCAAUUUGGCAACUUCAGCAUUGUGGCAGAGUGCCCUGCACUUGUUGAUUGGGUUAAUCGGUGUAUGGAAAAGGAGAGCGUGUCAAAGCAUCUUCCUGACCAGCACAAGGUCUAUGACUACAUCUCGGAGCGCAAAAAGAAGCUUCAGUCUAAGUAAAAUCUCUACAAGAAUGUUUGAUUGGAGUGUUAUAUGACAUACAGUUUCAUAGUUCUCUUUUGGAAUUCCCUUUUGUUUUCGUCUUUUUAUUUUUACCUUUCAAUCUCUAGAUGUUGUGUUUGUUUAUGGGGAAUGUUUUGUUUUUGUUAUAAUUGAAAUAAAGAAGAUAACUUUUUUUUUUU